CUUGAGUUAGAGAGAAGAAAAGGGAGAAGGGGAAUGAGGAGGAAGUGAGUGAGGUCGGCUCUUGUUAUCGAUCCCCAUGUUCCUCUUUCCCUUCCCUCAUGGCCCUGGCCUCGCCUCUGCUCUUGUCCUCCAUUCCCAGUCUCUCCAGUCUGGGCGCCCUUGUCCUCGUCUCCCCACCUCCGUUGGAAGGGAAAAGGGGAACAUUUUCCCGGUCUGCGUAUCUGUGGUUUAAGCAGAAGGAUGUUCAACUUGUGAAGUAGUGGUCAUGUGCUGUUCCGUCUCGCUGCUUCAUUAUUACUGAACCUUGGGCGAAGAUUGAGAGUUAGCGGAGAAGGCCUUCACGAUGGCGGCUACGGCCAACGGGCAACCGAGGACAGAGCUCCAAGACCUCCAGCUCAAGGCUGGUCAGGUCACCGAUGAGUCUCUGGAGAGUACGAGACGGAUGCUGGUGCUAUGUGAGGAGAGCAAGGAAGCCGGGAUUCGAACCUUGGUCGCAUUGGACGACCAAGGAGAGCAACUGGAGGGGAUUGAGAAGGGGAUGGACCAGAUCAAUGCAGAUAUGCGAGAGGCAGAGAAGAACCUCACAGGCAUGGAGAAAUGCUGUGGCCUCUGUGUACUCCCUUGCCAGAAGACCUCACAAUUCAAGGAAGAUGAGGGAACAUGGAAGGGAAAUGGAGAUGGGAAGGUGGUUGGGAGUCAACCUCAGCGGGUCAUUGAUGCCAAUGGGGCCAUUGCUAACUCUGGUUACAUUGCCAGGAUCACAAAAGAUGCGAGGGAGGAUGAAAUGGAGGAUAACAUGCAACAGGUGAAUCAGAUGAUUGGGAACCUUCGCAAUAUGGCCAUUGACAUGGGUUCAGAGAUUGAGAAUCAGAAUCGACAGUUGGACACCAUCAACCAGAAGGCCACAUCCAACGAAACUCGUAUCGGCAUGGCUAAUACUCGGGCUGGCAAGAUCCUGCGAGCAAAGUAGAGACUCAAUCACUGAAUUCCAACCAGAAAGCAAGGCUCCUCUGACAGUACUUAUGUCUGAUAAUCCUGUCCGGUCAUGCAUUGUGCCACCAGCACUUUUGUGAUUCUGAUCUCUAUGUUUCCUUUUUGGUUCUCCCCACCUCAGUGCCCUCAUUUCCUUUUCAAUCUAUUUCCAGGCUGAAUCUGAUGUCCUAAGAGUGAAGAAGGCACAGGACAGAGUGGACAAGUUGAAUUAAUUUCGACCACCUGCUCUUGAAAUGAAGGGAGAGUAUAUUUCAGAUUAGUGUGACUCGCAUGUUACAUUCCAAACCGUCUCUGGCAACUUUAGAAAUUACACGCCUGGUGCGUGAUUGUUGUAGAAAAAAACUAGUCAUUUAGGCAUGUGCAGUAGCUUAGCCAAGUGAGGACUAUCUCAGAACAUACACUCAGUUUCUGGUACAUAAGGGAUGUUUAUAUGGAUCAUAAUGGUUUCUAACUCACACAAGAAUGGUUCUGCUUUCUGCAUGAAUAUUUUUUUAUUGAUUAGAACUCUAGGAAGACAAGCAAGUUAGAUGGAGCAAUCUAAGUGAUAUCACCAAAAUUCUUUCAGAACUAGCCCCUCUGGGUCCAUGUACCUUUCCUUCUACAUGUCACUAUGACUCUCAGCUGUUCUUGCCUCUUGUUGCAAUUCAAAAGUAUGGCCUAAACUCUGUCCAUGAGGAAACAUGAUGGCUCAUUGUGCUGCUUGUAGGGAGUCAGGAAUUCAGAUUUUCUUGAGCCAUAUUGAGUGUCUUCUUUCAUCCUUCAUUUCCCAUUCAAAAGUACCUACUCUUUGUCUCGUUAUGCCUUGAGCACUGGAUUGGUGCUAUUGAGAAACCUUCUCUGUUUAUGGAUGUUUUGCCACCUGAGGCCCUGCUGUCCCUGUGUGUCACUAGCAAUAUUUGGCUUGUUGCAGAGUUCUUGAAUUACUCUUAUUGAAACCUUUGCCAACCUUAUAAUGCUGAAAUUUUGCAUGUACUAGAGAAUGUUUUGUCCAAUUGAAAAGAAUAUUCCAUCUUCUUUCAUUGUGUCAUUCUAAGAAUGGAUACCUGAUUAACAUGAAGUCUUUAUACAUUUCAUGCCAAAAUCUGUACAUGUUUCAAUCAGUUUGUGUCAAUCUUAGGUCACAUGUAGAGGAAUGCUAUAAAAGGUAAUGUUAUGAUAGUUGUUAAGCGCAUGAAUCCAAAGAAUUAAGGAAAGAAUACAAACAGCCAUAAUGAGCAAAGUCAUCCUUUUGAAAACAUCAAAUCUCAUUAGUUGCUCCUGUUGUAUCAGAACUGAUUUCAUUGAACUCUCUUCCCAUUUCCAAGCUGUAUCUUUAAACUAGGCUUUGACAUUUAUUCUAAAUCCAGAGUUGAGUGUGUGCUGCAUUUUCCUCUUUUUCGGUAGUAGUGUCUUAGAGUGAGAUGUGACUGCAUUCACGAAAGCAGAAGAUCCAAGGAUGCAUUCAGGCCUUUAUACGUUAUAUUUACCCUGUCAAUUUAUUCAAAACUGACAUUUAUAAGCACCGAUUGUACACAGGAUUUCCAUGCCAGAUGUACCAUAUUGUGCUUAAGAGAGGUGUCAAGAAGAAAUUAGUGGUGGUGUGUGCAAUAUUGAAAAAAUUUCCCAUGCUCCAUGUGCUCAAGAUGAAAGUAUGUUGUUUGUAUCCUUGACCUGGCUGCUGCUUUUUUUGAGCUUGAAAACUUUUCCUAAGCUUUCUUUACUGAUGACAGUUCUUUUAUUCACCUAGUGUCUCCAAUAUAGCUGCUACAUCAUAAAAUGAAAUGAAUAGGACCUACCUGUACAGCAUUUCUCAGAUGAAUCUCUCCAUUCUUGCUCCUUGUGAAUGGCAACAGUUAUGUAUAUUUCUGGUUCUUUGGGAAUAUGCUGUUUUUACUUUCCUGUACAUAACCCUGAAGGAUUCAUCAAUGUAGUUGUGCAUGAGUAGCGUCUAAAACUUGUUGAGGCUUCCAUAAGGGCGGAAUUCAUAGUUUAGUUGCAUCUUGGAUCAUAGUCUAUAGCUACAAACCUAUUCAGAUUGAGGACUCAAUUCUUAAACAAGUUGUUGACACCAUCUGGCAUAGAGAUCCAUGAUUAUGAACAAUCCAUGCUUGAAGUUUUUAUGACCUCAUCCCCCAGGUACAUCUCCUUGGUACCAUGAGACCAUAUCAAGCCUCUCUGGAGAGAAUUCUGGCUUUCCUAGUUAUUGUACAUAAGGAAAUGGAGGUAGCUUCAGUGCAAGAAAUUGCUUGUGCAUAAUGCAUUCCCACAUCCCAGAAUUUACCCUCCGUCUCUUGUCUGUUGGUUUGUUUGCUUGUUCGAAUAUGGCGCACUGUGAUAGCUCAUGCAAAACGAGUACAGAUGAUUCCUUCUCUGCACAACCAGCCUUUUUGAUGCUUGAUUUGCUCGUCUCCGAUUUUCUUCACUUGUUAAGGCAUUCUUUUGAGGUCGAUCUGAGUCGCUUCCAGUUUCCACAGCCUCUUCAGUGGCGACUAGUGCGUCCGAGUGUGCUCGACUGACUGACUGAGCCUGGUGGAUGGAUUAAUUGUCCUUCCUUCUUUCUGAAGCUUAUCAUAAUGGAAAUCGAUCAUCUUAGCUGAAAAUUGUGAAUUAUUUAUUUUCAUGGAUUUUUUUCAUUAUUCCUCUUCUUUGACUUUAGGGUUUCAUUUCAAUGAGAAUAAAGGAAUUUUAACUUGAUCAGGGUGACCUUAUCUUGA
Molecule: messenger RNA, 3686 nt
Organism: Darwinula stevensoni
Lineage: Eukaryota; Metazoa; Arthropoda; Ostracoda; Podocopida; Darwinulidae
Source: the annotation of a GenBank genome assembly